AUGGCGUUUAACCAUAAACCCGAUAUUUUCUCAGGAAAAGAAAACGAGGAUUUAGAUAAAUUCAUAAAAAAAUUUGAACUAAUAACUGUAGUGAACGAGUGGGAAGACAAAGACAAAGUAAUUAUUCUACAAUUAUAUCUUAAAGACUCAGCAGAAGAUUUUUUUGAACAAUUGAAAUCAAAAAACGAAAAUAUUACAUGGAAUGAAGUCAAAAAAAAAGGAGAAACAUAUAAAGAAUUUAUAAUUAAAAUAAUAGGAAUAUGUUAUAAAAUAAACAAGAAUAUGACCGAAGAAGAAAUAUGUGAACUCAUAUUAAAAGGAGUACCCAAAGAAACUUUUCAGUUAAUAAGGUUAGCAGAUAAUACAUCGAUCGCAAGCAUUAAAAAAACUCUAGAGAAACUCGAAGUAACAAAUCUAUUGAGAUCGAAAGAUAAAGUAAAUGGAGAAGUAGAGAAAUUGACUAGAGAAAUGGAGGUUUUAAAAAAUCAUAUAAGUCAAAUUAAGAUUGGACAAACUCAUAAUAACAUUCCUAAUAGUAACAAUAAUUAUCAAAACGGAAGGCAAACUAGCUAUAACAAUGGAUUCAGCUUUUAA
Messenger RNA from Myzus persicae (green peach aphid), 594 nucleotides. RefSeq lists its product as uncharacterized. Lineage: Eukaryota; Metazoa; Arthropoda; Insecta; Hemiptera; Aphididae. The transcript is spliced from 2 exons. The record is from RefSeq and is a predicted model, not a curated record. Bases 1 to 594 code for a protein of 197 amino acids.